Molecule: messenger RNA, 2165 nt
Organism: Glycine soja
Lineage: Eukaryota; Viridiplantae; Streptophyta; Magnoliopsida; Fabales; Fabaceae
Product: endo-1,4-beta-xylanase 5-like
Exons: 8
Coding region: 255-1928 (557 amino acids)
Biological process (GO): carbohydrate metabolic process
Molecular function (GO): hydrolase activity, hydrolyzing O-glycosyl compounds
Source: RefSeq, a predicted model, not a curated record
UGACAUGAAUAUAUUAGUUGUGUUAUUUGUUCACGUAGCAUGUGAAGAGAGAGCACGGGCCUUUUCACUGUUCCCUUGUGAUACAUCACCUCUCAAUUCUCAAAUACUCCCUUUGUUGUCUCUCGUGUUCUCUGGGACACACUGCUCCUAACACGGGCAUUUGUAUUUAUGCUUAAACAGUUCCUUUCAAAGUUUACAACCUUUUUGUUUCACACCACUAGGAGAGUGACCCGUUCCAAUUUCUAAGUCCAAGGAUGCAAGAUAUCCCCUUCUGUAGCCUUAUAGUUUUCUUCUUUCUAAUUGGGGCUUCUUUGGUUUCUCCUUUAUAUGACGGCCCCCUAUAUGACUCCACUGCUUACGCCGAGUGCAAAGAGAAGCCAGAGGAGCCACUUUAUGGAGGAGGACUUUUCAACACUCGUCGUGGUGUUGAAGGCACCAUUGAUUCAUCAAUAUCAAACGUUGCCAACAACAGCUAUGUGCCUUCACUCGUUCUGUAUAAUCUCACUCAGGGCACCAUUUACUCUUUUUCCGCAUGGGUGAGAGUAAAAGGUUCAAGUUCAGCUAUGGUAAGGACCACCCUGGAAACGGAGAAAGAGACGCAUGACUGCAUUGGGACAGUUUCGGCCAAGCAUGAAUGCUGGUCAUUCCUGAAGGGUGGAUUUGUUCUGAAUUGGUCUUCAAAUUUAUCCAUGAUCUUCUUCCAGAACGCUGAUGGUAAAGAUAUCAAUAUAGAUGUUGCUAGCCCAUCACUCCAGCCAUUUACUAAGCAACAAUGGAGAAUCAAUCAACAGUAUAAAAUCAAUACUCAAAGAAAGCGUGCCGUCACUAUUCAUGUGUCAGAUAGUAACGGGAGGAGAUUCCAAGGAGCUUCCAUCUGUAUAGAGCAAAUCUCAAAAGACUUCCCUUUUGGAUCUGCAAUAGCAAAGACCAUUCUUGGCAACUUACCCUAUCAGAAUUGGUUUGUGAAGCGGUUCAAUGCGGCAGUGUUUGAAAAUGAGCUCAAAUGGUACGCCACAGAACCUGAUGAAGGCAAGGUCAAUUACACCAUUUCAGACCAGAUGCUGCAAUUUGUUAGAACAAACAAUAUUAUAGCAAGAGGGCACAACAUAUUCUGGGAAAACCCUAAAUACACUCCUCCAUGGGUUCUUAACCUUACAGGCACCAAGUUACAAUCUGCUGUGAAUUCUCGAAUACACAGUCUCAUGAGCCAAUACAAAGAUGAGUUCAUACACUGGGACGUCAGCAAUGAAAUGCUUCAUUUUAAUUUCUACGAGGAAAGGCUUGGACCUGAUGCCACAUUGCAUUUCUUUGAGACAGCACAUGAAUCAGAUCCAUUGGCAACGCUUUUUAUGAAUGACUUCAAUGUUGUGGAAACAUGCAGUGAUGUAAAAUCCACUGUUGACGCCUAUAUCUCGCGGGUAAGAGAACUGCAACGAAAUGGCAUCUUCAUGGAUGGAAUUGGCUUGGAGGGUCACUUCACAAUACCCAAUCCUCCCCUUAUCAGAGCCAUCCUUGACAAGUUGGCAACACUUGGCCUUCCCAUUUGGCUUACUGAGGUUGAUAUAAGCAAGACACUUGAUAGAGAUGCACAGGCAAAUUACUUGGAGGAAGUGUUGAGGGAAGGCUUCUCACAUCCUUCUGUGAAUGGGAUAAUGCUUUGGACCGCAUUUCAUCCAAAUGGGUGCUACCAAAUGUGCCUGACAGACAAUAAUUUCAAGAACCUCCCAGCAGGUGAUGUGGUGGACAAACUUGUUGAAGAGUGGCAAAUCAGUCGUGUAGAGGGAGUCACAGAUGUGCACGGUUCCUAUAGCUUUUAUGGGUUCUUAGGAGAAUAUAGAAUUAGUGUCAAGUAUGGCAAUAAGACUACAAAGUCAACAUUCUCCCUCUCUCGAGGUGAUGAAACUAGACAUUUUACUAUUACAAUAUGACACUUAGAUAUAUAGUACUAGUAUUUAUCAAGCUGCUUAACUUCACUAGAAACUUUAGUGUCAAAUUCAAAUGCUAUUAUAAUCACCGUCGUACGUAGAUGACUAAAUGCAAUGCACGCAGUAAUGUCAAAUCUGCUUGCAAGUUCUUCGUUUCUAGUCGUAGAAUGCUUGAAUCAAGAUGCUAUCUAUAUAUCUUCAGAAAUUCUUCUAUAAAUCUAUAUUUCCCGAUUUGAGUCU